AUGGCCGUGACAGUGAAGACACCCUGGCGGCUGCGGCGGAAAGCAAGGUGGUGGGUAGGCGAAGAAGCUCAAAAUGUCAAUGUCUACCAUGCUCAGAGCACGCUAGUGUUGACCACAGAAAUAUUCGCCGCCGCGGAAAACGAUUUCGAUAGACUGAAAAGCAUGUCUGAAGGUGAGUGCGAUAGAUGUGUGUCGAUAGCAAUCUCCAUAAAUGAUGGAAGAGCAUCGCUACCUGGACGCUUACGCAGUGGGAUAUUUGUGGACCCGAAGGAGAACAUUAUCUCCUUUGCGAAGUCUGGCAGUCCACGACUUAUUCCGUCCAAGGAAUCCCUUUUCCUGGUGUUCUUUGCUGACCAGUGGAUGGAGAAUAUUGGAUCUCGCAGAUUCGUUAUAAUUAAAGGGAAAGAUUGUGGUGUAUUCGCGCGCAUGUUUGAUUUAACGGGUACCGAUAUUCUUGAAGAGAGGCUUGAAGAGGAAGAAGACGGAUGGACAGGGGGAGGGAUAUAUAUAUUCAGACUAUCGACUUAUUCAACAAUUCGUAAAGGAAUCAUCGUUAGGACGCGUAUUCAUUAUCCUAGUAACUACGGCUUCAUGCCAGAAAUUCACCCCAACUCGUAUCCAGACGAGGUGCAAGCCUCGUUAGGCUUGUGUUGGGCAGACCGUAUGCUGUAUCAUAAGAGCUUUGGCCUGACUGACAACAAAGGAGUCAUAUGCGCGCGGUGCUCGCAGGACUGGUGCUCGGGUGAGAUGAUGCGAACCAAUCGGGACGAGUACCCACAUGAAAGUCGGGUUGUUGUUACGGCAUCCCGAGGCAGGGCUGGGCAGACAGUGGAGCAAUAUGAAGCUAUCCUUAGUUCGGAUGUGCAAGCAAAGCAUGUGAAACCGGAAGAUUUUGACGUGGUGGGUUACUGGCUGACUCCUGAUCCUUCGGCUGGCAUUGCCAGGCUGCAGUUCAUAACAAAGACUCAUUUCGAUCUUAUUCCAUCGGGGUGCAUAACUUGCACAACCGCGGGAAGGUUAUGUGGAUUGCCACUGGCUGUUGAUAUCCCGCUGACUCGCCCUGACCAGGGAUGCCCUAACAAAGUCCGACCAGAUUAG
This is a messenger RNA of Aspergillus niger, 1098 nucleotides long. RefSeq lists its product as uncharacterized. The record is from RefSeq and is a predicted model, not a curated record. The transcript has 10 exons. The coding region runs from base 1 to 1098 and encodes 365 amino acids. Lineage: Eukaryota; Fungi; Ascomycota; Eurotiomycetes; Eurotiales; Aspergillaceae.